Aspergillus terreus NIH2624 is the source of this 2436-nucleotide messenger RNA. RefSeq names its product SWAP/Surp domain-containing protein. The coding region runs from base 1 to 2436 and encodes 811 amino acids. The transcript has a single exon. The record is from RefSeq and is a predicted model, not a curated record. NCBI's taxonomy places the organism in Eukaryota, Fungi, Ascomycota, Eurotiomycetes, Eurotiales, Aspergillaceae. Gene Ontology annotation, cellular component: nucleus. Gene Ontology annotation, molecular function: RNA binding. Gene Ontology annotation, biological process: RNA processing.
AUGUCGGACGAUCCGAAAUCCAAGGCUUUUCCUGACGUUUCGGCGAAACUCUCCGCGCUUCCCAAGAAAUCCCUAUUCGAACGCCAGAAAGCCGAAGCCGAAGCCAAGCGGGCCCGAGAACGCGCUGAAACCGCCGCUGUCUAUGAGGACUUUGUCAAAUCAUUCGAAGACGACUCUGGUGGACCGGAUAGAACCACCGCAGAUGGAAGACCAAACAGGUUCGGCAAUCGAGCUCCUGGGUUCGGAAGCGGCCCUGCCAAACGCCAUUUCACCGGCUCUGGUCAGCGCAUGAGCGGGCCUGGCACUUUAGGACCACCGCUGCAGGCGCCGUCGCGGAAACGCACACACGAGGGAUUCCAGCCACUACAUCGGAAUCGCGAUUCGGGUAUACUGGGGUUUGACAAUGCGGGUGUCGGUCCGCCUCCUGCAGCCUCCGCCUUUCGCACAUCCGACGACGAGGACGAAGGCACGGCCGAUGCGAAGGAGGCGGAGAGGGCUGCGGCGAAACCUACACUGUACCUAGCAUCGCUACCUCCUGGGACAUCACCGUCGGUGGUCAAGUCAUUGAUCCCUUCAACGCUGGGAGUCGACAAUGUGAAGAUCCUCCGCCCGCCUAAUCAGCCUUCCACCGAUCGCAAGUCUGUUUCCGCCAUUGUGACACUGGUGAAUGAAUCUGCGGCGUCGGACAUCGACAGUGCCGUCAGCACGCUUCAGAGCAAAUAUCUUGGAUGGGGAUACUAUCUGUCGAUCUCCAGACACCUGUCAUCCGCCGCGAUCAGCUCGACCAUGCCUGUCGCCACUGGCUUGUCGUCGACUCUUCCCUUUGGGGCUAAAACAAUCGCACCCGAGGUCGGGGGCCGACUGAACAGAGCUCCUCCGCCGGCACCGCAUCGGGGUGGGUUCGCGCCGCCGGCAUCUUACGGGCCCUCAUAUGGUCGAAGUGGUCCCGCAACACAAGUCGAGGUGAAAGCUCCGUCGGACUUGAAGCAGCUGAGACUCGUUCAUAAGACACUGGAGAAUCUUCUUAAGUAUGGCCCUGAGUUUGAGGCUCUGUUAAUGAGCAGGCCCGAAGUCCAACGAGAAGAGAAGUGGGCCUGGCUCUGGGAUGCGCGAAGCACCGGAGGAGUGUAUUACCGGUGGAAGCUAUGGGAAACCCUCACCAACAGCCAUCCUAGAAGUCGACGUGGAGCACCGCGGAAUCCGUUGAGUAUAUUCGAGGAUGGUCCCAAAUGGUGCCCCCCGGAGGCAAAGACCAAGUUCGAAUACGUUACGCGGAUAGACGAAUUUGUCUCCGACGAUGAUUAUGACUCUUCCGAUGAAGAUAUGUCAGACAUUGAGGACGAAAGAAGGAAUCAUAGUGGAGCUCCUCCAGCUGAAGGGCCGGGCACGACCGAUGGUCUGGGUUACAUGAAUCCUCUCCAGAAGGCGAAACUCGCUCACCUUCUCGCGCGUCUUCCAACAACACAUGCAAAGCUACGAAAAGGCGAUGUUGCGCGUGUUACUGCCUUUGCUAUUGAACAUGCGGGUGCUGGCGCAGAGGAAGUUGUGGAAAUGAUUGUGCUGAACAUCCGUGAGCCGUUUGCUUAUAGUGGGGCCAACCCCCAACGUGAAAGAGAGAAGGGCAUUACGCGGCGCGAGCAAGCAGGAGACGGGGCUACUGAAUCUCGGACAGGGGAGAAUCGCUCAGCCUUGGAUACGUCCGCUGCGAAGCUAGUUGGUCUUUACCUCAUCUCCGACAUUCUCUCUUCUUCUGCAACGAGCGGCGUCCGUCACGCCUGGAGAUACCGACAGCUGUUCGAAUCGGCGUUGAAAUCGCACCGUGUUUUCGAACACCUCGGAAGGCUUGAAAAGGACUUUGGCUGGGGUCGUCUGCGGGCUGAGAAAUGGAAGCGGAGUGUAGGCACCCUUCUACACCUGUGGGAAGGCUGGUGUGUCUUCCCGCAAUCGAGCCAAGAGCACUUUUUCCAGGUGUUUGAGAAGCCUCCCCUUACGGAAGAGGAAAUGCGAGAAGAGAAAGAGAAGGCCGAAGCUGAACGAGCUACAAACGCGUUCUCCAGGAGCAAGAGUCGUUGGAAGACUGUCGAUGAGGACAAGGACUCGUCGACAAGCAAGUUCAGUCCAUUCAAACCUGUCGGAGCUGACCGUUCUCGGAUGGACAUUGACCAAGGACCUGUCGUUCCUGGGGGUGAUGGCGAUCUGGGCGGAGAGCCGAUGAGCGAUAUUGAUGGCGAGCCGAUGGAGGAUAGCGAUCUGGACGAUGCCCCUGAUGGCGAGCCAAUGGAGGAAGGGUCUCCUAUGGAAGAAGAUGUUGGACACCAGGAGUCCAGUGAGAAACAGCCUGCACCUGUACCACCAGCUCAAAGCGAGCCUCCGCGGCCUGUUCGCAAGCCACGGCCCAAGGCAGAGGACAUGUUCGCGGACUCGGAUUCAGAGUGA